This is a messenger RNA of Helianthus annuus (common sunflower), 885 nucleotides long. RefSeq lists its product as uncharacterized. Bases 1 to 885 code for a protein of 294 amino acids. The transcript is spliced from 2 exons. The record is from RefSeq and is a predicted model, not a curated record. NCBI's taxonomy places the organism in Eukaryota, Viridiplantae, Streptophyta, Magnoliopsida, Asterales, Asteraceae.
AUGACCAUCGGGUCAGUUCUCGGGUCGGGUCUAGAGCUAGGGGAGAUUGAGAGACCACCUGUCCGGGUAAGGGUAGAAGAGCCAGUGAAUGAGGGUUUAGAGCAAGAGAAACCCGUGUUAGAAAAGGUUGAUAGAAAGCUGGUUGAGCUAUUUAAAUCGAGCCCUGAGAUUGAUCAUUCUCGUAUUCCGUAUCCUGAGCAUGUUAAGAAUAAAAAAUAUACUAGAGAAUACAGGCAUUUCUUAGAUAUGUUCAAACAACUUAAGAUCAAUCUACCAAUUAUCGAAGCUCUAAAGCAUAUGCCCAAGUAUGUUAAGUUUUUAAAGGAUCUCCUGAAAGGGAAAGAUAAGUUAGAAGAGCUUUCAAAUGUCCCAUUAAAUGCCAAAUUUUCUGCCGUGGUAACGAACAAGCUACCGGAGAAACUGACAGAUCCGGGUAUCUUCACGAUCCCGUGUUUGUUUGGUGGUGAUGUUCAAAAUCAUGCAUUAGCCGACCUUGGUGCUAGUAUUAAUAUGAUGCCAUACUCAUUUUAUGAAAAACUAGGCCUUGGUGAAUUAAAACCCACUCGUACGACCCUCGCUUUAGCAGAUAAAACCGUUAAGUAUCCUCGGGGAAUUGUAGAGAAUUUGCUAGUAAAUGUUGAGAAGUUUGUCUUCCCGGUGGACUUUGUAGUGCUAGACAUGGAAGCCGAUGAAAACGUACCAUUUAUAUUAGGACGACAAUUCUUGUGCACCGCCAAAGCUCUCAUAGAUGUCUUCUUAGGCACUAUCACACUUAGAGCAUGUGAGGAAUCAGUAGUUUUCAAGGUCACUAAAACGAGAGGGUCGAGUGCUAUAGUGGAGGAAGUGGCAUCGGUAGGGGAAAGUGAAGGUUGUGAGAGGAAAUAG